CCAAUAGCAUGAAGAUAUCUCAAAUCGAGUUUCAUUUGAUCCUCAGUAUUUUUAUCCGUGUGCAGUGUCUUUUCGACCCAAAAAGCACUUCCACUGCGAAGAUCUUGCCGAGAGCCGGAGGAUGCAGCCCAACAAUGGGAAUCGGCUAAGAGUGUUUUGAUUAAUGCCAGUUUUGACAGCUGAUAGGACAUGCAGAUGGAGAGGGUGGGAUGGAAAAUAGCUGACUCCAUUGAUGGGGAAGCCAACUGGCAGCUGUCUAACCAGACCUUCAAACGCUUGACAAGUGAUUAGACUAUUGAGAUGCUCUUACCCGUUGCUCCUAGAACUUUGUUCAAAUCUUUACAAUAAUGUGCUCAACUAUAAACUUGGUUCGAAUCAAAGCAAUCAUUUCAUUGGACACUAUAUUUCAUUACACUUUGGACCUACUUUACUCUACUUUAGGUGACCCACCAAGCUCCAAGCUCAACAUGCUCGACGACCUUAGUGGCCCACUGAGAACGGGUUGCGCGAUUUUCGCCCAAAACGAAAGUUAGUUACACCACAGCCGCAACCCGAUUCCAGGUGCCCAACUUCAGCACUCCAGCACUAUAAAGUGACAGAUUCGGAGUGGCAGGCUGGCCAUUUCACAGUCAUUUGCCGCACUAAAUGGAGGUGCCUUGGAUUAUCGUUUCACUUUGGACUAGGGCUAUCUUGGGACAAAGUUAUUUGGCGGCCGAGCACCAGCAUCGUCCACUUUGGAUCCUGGAGGAUGGGCCAGCCAAGAGGCACAGACAGAACCGCCCGGAAGCCGAUUAUGAGACCACCACCAGGAUGCCCGCGCUGAUGGCCAGAAGGCAGGGAAGAGGUGGUGGCCAGGAGGCGAAAUCCGGCUCCAUUACCUUUCUGGUUAGACAUGAAGAUCGGGAGGCACAGGCUCCGCCGCCGCCACCGCCAAAAUUGCCCUCCAUACCUCAGCGACGGUUUAUGAUGCCCCACCAUCUCCAGCUGCCCCAUCGGUACGUACAACCAGUGCAAAGAACCAGAAGCCACCGGCGAGGAGAACGUCGCCAGCUGCCCGUCUUCGAUAAUGGACCUGGCGAGAACUCCCUGCAAUCGGGUAUGCGCGACUACCCCAUUUUCGUGUACAAUGGAACGAGGGGGGAGCUGAUUGUCAACACCAUGCUGAGCAGGAGGCGUUAUCCCAUGCAGGAGCCAGUCCCAGGCCAAGUCCUCUAUCCACCAUCGACCCCCAUGUUCAGGCCGAAGCCGAUUGUGGAGCGAUUCCGCUUCCCAGGACAACGGGAGCUUAUGAACCUCACGCUGAUUCCCUUUUACGCCCAAGAGGCCAUCAGUGAUCCUGCCCUAACUAGCUCCUCCACUCAGGCACCCACCAUCUCCACCUACACCUACACCUCCACCACGCCCAUACCAUCACCAUCGCCCUACGAAACACAGCUGCCCAGAAUCGAGGGAGUGCGGACGCUGGGAAAGCGGAAAAGAAAGAAGGCCAAGCAAUACGAGGCUUUCCAUUCCCCGCAAGAAGUGAUGCAGUGGCAGCCAGUGCUGCGACGAUCCAUUGGCCACAACGACAAUCAUCGCCAUCACUCCAGCGAGGAAGUGGAGACGGACGAGCAGAAGGAGUUGGUGGCUGUCGGCGAUGGUGUGGAUGAGGCACUCGAGGAACAGGACUGGCUGACGGCACAGGAAGCCGAGAUGGAGGUGGAACUACCUCCAGAACUACCCACAGAAACAUCUACCGCCAGCAGCAGCGAGCCCUUCCAGAUCGUCUACAUCGAUGAGAGUUUGGAGCGGCCAGCCCCGGAAGCUCUGAGUCCCACAACUCCGCCGCCGCCUUUGCGACAGAGCUCUCGAUAUGCCCUCAAAAAGGAGUACUUUGCAUUCCCGGUGUACACCCUGGGUAAACUGCUCCAGCCGCAAACGCCGAAUCCCUCCAAGAAUCUGCUGGAGAAGAGCGAUCGCGCGGCAAGGAGCUCCUUGGAAAGGGAGCCCAGCACCUGGUUUAUACUGAACUCACGUUACAAGGGACCCUACCACCGAUCACAUGGAACGGACACGCAGACCAAAUACUACACUUCCAAGUACAUAGAGAACGGCUUGCGACCUCGUAGAUAGUGCGGAUAAUCAGUCAGCACUUGGGAGUUGUUAAUAACUAAAUAUGUUCGAGAGAAAGAAGUCACCCCGCAGAUUAUCACUGUGCUCCGAAACGAUCAUUAACGCCUCUCCUCACAAAUAAAGCCUUCAGAAAAGA
Molecule: messenger RNA, 2248 nt
Organism: Drosophila yakuba
Lineage: Eukaryota; Metazoa; Arthropoda; Insecta; Diptera; Drosophilidae
Exons: 2
Coding region: 646-2112 (488 amino acids)
Source: RefSeq, a predicted model, not a curated record